UGAAAUCGGCGGAGCACUUCUUCGUCUCAAUUUCUGUUCCUUUCAACCGCUCCCCCCCCCUCCUCCUCCGUGACUCCUUUGCCUCUCUCCCUGCAAUUCCAAGAACCAUGCGCACUGAACUCACGAAGGGAGGGAGAAGUCGAUAAUCAAGAGAGACAAACUUACCAUCGCCGACGAGGUUCGAAUGGUCGCUAUGCAGGUUCUGGUGGAAGAAGUCUCUUACACAAGAAAGCUUUUGCUAAAUAGGCCUAAGCAAUUGAAUGCACUUUCUUUUCAAAUGAUAUCUCGGCUAUUGGAACUCUUCCUUUCCUAUGAGGAGGAUUCUAAUGUCAAGCUAAUAAUUUUGAAGGGGAAGGGCAGGGCAUUUUCUGCUGGUGGUGAUGUUGCUGCUGUGGUCCGUGAUAUUAGCAAAGGAAAUUUCAAGUUAGGCGCACAAUUUUUCUGCAAAGAGUUUAUCUUGAACUAUGUGAUGGCCACAUACAGUAAACCUCAGGUUUCAAUUCUUAAUGGAAUUGUAAUGGGAGGUGGAGCAGGAGCUUCAAUGCAUGGUAGAUUUCGAGUUGCAACAGAGAAUUCGGUUUUUGCCAUGCCAGAAACAGCUUUGGGACUCUUUCCAGAUGUCGGUGCCUCUUAUUUCUUAUCAAGACUCCCUGGAUUCUUUGGUGAAUAUGUAGGUCUCACAGGUUCCAGGUUGGAUGGUGCUGAAAUGCUUGCAUGUGGACUUGCAACUCACUUUGUUCCUUCACCGAGUUUGUCUUCUUUAGAAGAAGCAUUAUGCAAGUUAAACUCAACUGAUCCAGCCACUAUCUCUGCAAAUAUUGAUGGAUUCUCCGAGCAACCUACUUUGAAAGAGAGGAGUUCCUAUUGCAGUUUUAGACAAACAUUGCACGUCCAUAUGUUCAACAUGCACAGAGGUCGUAAGCACACACAUCUUUUGCUUCGGGGGAAAAAAAAAAAUUCAUCUUUACUCUUGUUGGAUAUCAUUAAUAAGUGCUUUUCUCGAAGAACAAUUGAAGAAAUUAUAGCUGCACUUGAGAAGACAGCUGUAAACAGCACAGAUGAUUGGAUCUCUUCAACAAUUAAGUCAUUGAAGACUGCAUCUCCUACAAGUCUUAAAAUUUCUCUCAGAUCGAUCAGAGAAGGCAGGCAUCAGGGUGUGGGUCAAUGCCUUGUGCGUGAGUACAGAAUGGUUUGUAAUGUCAUGAGUGGAGAAAUCAGCAAGGAUUUCUUUGAGGGUUGCAGGGCUAUACUGUUCGAUAAGGAUAAGAACCCAAAGUGGGAACCUUCUAAAUUGGAGUUUGUAACUGACAAUAUGGUCGAUCGGUACUUCUCUAAGGUGGAAUAUGAAGAUUGGGAGGACUUAAAGCUCCCCACCAGACCAAACUUGCCUGUGCAUGCCAUUGCAAAGCUCUAAGCAUCAUUAUAAUGGCCACAUUUACAAAACUUCAAAACCACAUAAUGGUAGAAGUCUCUUCUGGGCUACCCAUCUCAUAUUAGGAGGCCAUUUGCUUGGAUGGCGUAGUAUCUGCUUGAAUUUCUUCUUUUUUUUCUGUAAAUGUAUCUGCUUGAAUUUCAGUUUCACAUGGAUGGGUUUUGUAGAAUUCAAUAAAGAUCAAAUGAAUUAGCAGUCAUGGACAAUGAAGGGAUUUUUUUUU
Molecule: messenger RNA, 1655 nt
Organism: Diospyros lotus (date-plum)
Lineage: Eukaryota; Viridiplantae; Streptophyta; Magnoliopsida; Ericales; Ebenaceae
Product: 3-hydroxyisobutyryl-CoA hydrolase 1
Exons: 15
Coding region: 185-1414 (409 amino acids)
Biological process (GO): L-valine catabolic process
Molecular function (GO): 3-hydroxyisobutyryl-CoA hydrolase activity
Source: RefSeq, a predicted model, not a curated record